Molecule: messenger RNA, 904 nt
Organism: Cyprinus carpio (common carp)
Lineage: Eukaryota; Metazoa; Chordata; Actinopteri; Cypriniformes; Cyprinidae
Source: RefSeq, a predicted model, not a curated record
CAACGAGCUCAGUUUACAAAAGAGCUCGAUUUGAGCCCUCCGGUCUGUCUGUCUGUGGUCAGACACAAAUAGAUGUUUAUAGGGGCUCCGUUAUGUUCAUUAAAACACACAGCGUCUGUCUGACAACCCCCGCAUGUCGGGAUGCUCGUUUAAAUGUCGUCUGUGUGAUCGAGGAGAUCCAGACCAACUUCAGUUCAUGAUCUCCUGCUGUUCUCUGUGCUUCACUAACUGAGCGCUUCGGGUCGAUCACAGUGACUUUAAAGAUGAAGAUUGCUUUGCUGGUUUUGGUGCUUCUGGCGUUUGGACACUCACUGCCUAUGCAGCGGAGGAGAGUAACGAGAUCAGAGAGUUCAGAAGACGAUGGGAGCGACUGCGAGGAACACGGCAGUGAAGAGAAGAAAGCAGAGAAAGAAGAGGAAGGAGGACAUGGAGACGAGGAAGAAGAUGAGGAAGAAGAGAGCGAGGAUGGAGAACAAAAGGAAGGAGGAGAUGAGGAGGAUGAAGAUGGCAGUGAGGAAGGAGACAGUGAUGAAAGUGCCGGAGCUGAUGAAGAGAGUGAAGAUGAGGAGAACAACGGAGAGGAAGAACAACCGUCUGGGAAGAUUUCCUUGGAUCUGACAGACGAUGUGAUAUCAUGAUGGGCGGAGCUCUCGCCGGAGCACAUCAUGAACACUGUGAAGAUGAUCAUGAUCGCCGAUCCCGGAGUCAGAGAAGAAAAUUAAAGCAAAUUCAUAUUUAACUUACAUGCAAAUGAAGAUUUAAGAAAUAAUUCAUUCUCGCAUCGUCAGUCUAAAGGAACCUAAUGAAUCAGAUCAGAACACAAAACCACAUUAACGUGGAAAUAAGCAAAAUGUCAAGUGUAAAUAAAUUUUGCAUGCUAUUUUAAAAUGUUAUUAUAGUUUAU